This is a messenger RNA of Filobasidium floriforme, 1115 nucleotides long. RefSeq lists its product as uncharacterized. NCBI's taxonomy places the organism in Eukaryota, Fungi, Basidiomycota, Tremellomycetes, Filobasidiales, Filobasidiaceae. Bases 1 to 711 code for a protein of 236 amino acids. The record is from RefSeq and is a predicted model, not a curated record. The transcript has a single exon.
AUGGGAGAAAAGAUCAUUCACAAAGUUCGCGAAUGGGAAGGGGGCUGGUUGCCAGCCGGUACCUUGCUAGCAGAUGAGGAAGAGACGGAAGCUCUUUGGAAACCUCUGCGUGAAGAGUUGAUGGACAUGGCCAGAUCUCUAACAACGCCUGCUAACUUGGCAAUGCUUGAAAAGUUUGGAAGCGGCAUGCAAGAGGCUGACAGCUUGAAACAAGUCCAAAGUAUGGCUUACCGCAACAUCAGGGGUUUUGAAGAGCAUGCAAAGACCAUUGCAUCAGAAAAAUGCAAAGAGCUGAGUAGAAAGUGGAACAAACUCCUCAGCAAAGGUUCACCACUGGCUGCAACCAGGAUCAGCGUCUACCCGAAGUGCAAUUACUGCGUGGAGACCAGCAAACCAACCAAGGUGUAUCUGCAAAUCUUACUUUAUGCACGGAGAUUUGCCGGGGAAGGACCAGGGAGGCAGUACUGGUGUGAACGUGUUGUGACGCAUGUUCUGUCAUGGAAUCCGGAUUGGCUAGGGACGCUGGACUGCAGUUUGGACGGCCGUGACAAGACAAUCAUGUCUCACCGGUCCGAUACAUCUCGGAAGAACGGUCGAGACAUUACUGUCGACAGUUCACAGCUCGCCCAGGAAGCGCCUCAUUCCUACCUUGAGACGUUGUUCAGCCUUGAGCCAGAGAUCGACAGCACCACAGUCACUUACACAGUCUGAUAGCUUGUACUUUUUUACCUGUUUCUUGAGUUCCUGAAUUCGUUGUAACACAAGUACCGGUACAACUGUUUGUGCAUCGAAUCCGCGCUCGUUAUGGAAUGGAUCCGUAUGUAUGAUGGUCUCGACGGCAUCGAAGGUAGAUUUAUCCCUCGCCAUCAUUGACAAUUGCCCGGUCAUACUACAUGGCAAUGAAGAUAGUUCAGCCCAUCUCGCACUGGACCCACAGAUACGAUCGCCUGACCAUUCCCGAUACGUUCUCGGUCUUCGCUCGCUCUGCCGACCUUAUCAGCUGAGUAACGGUGCAUGACCAUGAGCCCCGAUGUCAAGCUUCUUGGGCCUCCUUUGUGAUGGUACCAAGGUUCUUGGUACCGUGGCGCGUCGUCAGUGAGUUGGCGCGAGUUUCG